This is a messenger RNA of Fonticula alba, 798 nucleotides long. RefSeq lists its product as hypothetical. Gene Ontology annotation, molecular function: RNA binding. Gene Ontology annotation, cellular component: nucleus; cytoplasm. Bases 1 to 798 code for a protein of 265 amino acids. The record is from RefSeq and is a predicted model, not a curated record. NCBI's taxonomy places the organism in Eukaryota, Rotosphaerida, Fonticulaceae. The transcript has 4 exons.
AUGUCCCAUUUCGCCGCCAACCGCUUCGCUCUCCUUAGCGAUGACUCCGGCUCCUUCGCCGCGAAGCCCGCUCCUAAGGCUGCUCCCGCCGUCGAGGCUGCCCCGGCUGCUGCCCCCAAGCCCCGUGGCAACCGCGCCUCCGGCCCCCGCACUGGCGCCCCCCGCGCCCCCAAGUCCACCGCCGCUGAGGGCGAGAUCAACGCUCAGCUCGGUGAGCGCCCCCCCCGUGCCAACCGCGACCCCGCCCGCCGCACCAACAACCGCGCUGGUCAGGUUGCUCGCGGUGGCCGUGAGUUCGAUCGCCACUCCGCCCCCCGCCACCAGUCCCAGAAGUCCAUGACCCACGGUAAGGGCAACUGGGGCAACGUCGACAUGGAGAAGACCGCCGCUGGCGAGACUCCCGCUGCCGACGCUGCUGAUGCCACCGCCGAGGUCCCCGCCACCGAGGAGGUUGCCAAGCCCAAGGAGGAGGAGGUCGACGACUCCCUCACCCUUGACGACUUCAAGGCCACCCUUGCCAAGCCCACCUACGAGGUUGCCCCCGCCCGCAAGGCCAACCAGGGCUCCAAGCUCGGCGACGUCACCGUCCUCAAGUCCUCCAUCCUGAAGACCGAGGCCGCCCCCAAGGCCGAGGCCGCCCCCAAGAAGAAGACCCAGGCCAAGUCCGUCGUCCUCGACUUCGGUGCCCCCACCUACACCCCCGAGCGCCCGACCCACGGCAAGAAGCACGGCAACCAUGCUUCCAACCCCGCCUCGGUCAACCUCAAGGAUGAGGAGCUCUUCCCCUCCCUCCACUAA